AUGGGUGGAUACAAAGUUCCAGCCGGGUAUUUCCCGUAUGGAGCUAAUGGAGUACUUGCUGGAUCUGCAACCGUUUUUUUCUCAUAUGAUGGUUUUGAUGUAGUAACAAGCACAGCAGAAGAGGUGAAGAAUCCUCAGAGAGAUGUAUCUGCUGUUGUGAUUGGUUUGGUGCCAUGUUCCCAAUUAGAUCCUGAUACCCCUAUCGCCUCAGCUUUUGCUAGUUAUGGAAUGAAUGGAUCAGUGUCAGCGUUAGACAGGUUUGAAGGUGAAGGUUUUGAUGUACUCUCUUUUGAAGCCUAA
Molecule: messenger RNA, 300 nt
Organism: Lactuca saligna
Lineage: Eukaryota; Viridiplantae; Streptophyta; Magnoliopsida; Asterales; Asteraceae
Source: the annotation of a GenBank genome assembly